AUGACCGUCAGCAAAAACCGCACCAUCGCCAUUGUGGGCGUCGGCUCGUCCAUGUCCCGAUCUCUGGCACUAUGGCUCGCAAGUUUGGGGUGGAACAUUGCGCUCAUUUCUCGUUCCGAGAAAAACCUCUCCACUAUUGCAGACGAGGUCAAAAAUGCCCAAACAAACAAAGAAUCCAAAGUCAUCUAUCGCGCCGCCGACGCUGGCGACCCAACCAGUCUGAAGGCUGCCCUCGACUGGUGUGCUGAUCAAUUCCAAUCCAAGUUGGACGUCUUGAACUACAAUGCCGCCCAUGUCAGCGAAUCCGAUAUCACCAAUCUAACCCCGGAGGAAUUGGAGGCCGAUUUUCGAGUCGCGGCAGUCGGCACGCUAGUUGCAGGGCAGUGGUUCACGAAGAAUGCCCGACUCGACAAUAUUCAAAAGGGAGAAAGGCCACUUCUGUUAGUCACCGGUGGUGCACUCGAUAAGGAUCCACAGCCAAUCUUUUCCUCUCUUUCUACUGUGAAAGCUGCCUCUCAAACUGUGAGCCGGCUUUUCGCUAAGACCCUGCCGGAAAAAUUCAACAUCAUGGUUGGAAUGCCUCUGGUCUCUGGAAGGAUCAUGGAUCCAUUGACUGGAGAAUAUAUCGACGGAUUCCACCCCACAGAUAUCAUUCAGACGGUGUUUAAACCAUUCUUCGAGGAUAGGGAAAAGGUAUUCGAUGGAACGGAAUCAUGGACAGUGGAACGACUCCUUUAA
This is a messenger RNA of Penicillium verhagenii, 738 nucleotides long. RefSeq lists its product as uncharacterized. The transcript has a single exon. Lineage: Eukaryota; Fungi; Ascomycota; Eurotiomycetes; Eurotiales; Aspergillaceae. The coding region runs from base 1 to 738 and encodes 245 amino acids. The record is from RefSeq and is a predicted model, not a curated record.